Molecule: messenger RNA, 1239 nt
Organism: Zasmidium cellare ATCC 36951
Lineage: Eukaryota; Fungi; Ascomycota; Dothideomycetes; Mycosphaerellales; Mycosphaerellaceae
Exons: 5
Coding region: 1-1239 (412 amino acids)
Molecular function (GO): hydrolase activity, acting on carbon-nitrogen (but not peptide) bonds, in linear amides
Source: RefSeq, a predicted model, not a curated record
AUGGGCAAAGAAGGCAUUCGUUACGCAGCGAAGGUGGACUUGGAUAAAGACGCGGGCACGUUGCCGUAUUUACAUAACCGCUGGCAUCCAGAUAUCCCGAACUACGGCACCAUCAAGAACAACGAGACGGUCAAGAUCGAAUGCGUGGACUGGACUGGUGGGCAGAUUGGCAACAAUGACUCGGCGGAUGACAUGAGGGAUGUGGACCUCACGAGGAUCCACUACCUCACGGGUCCCUUCGAGAUUGAGACUGCUGAGCCUGGUGAUCUCUUGCUGGUCGAUAUCCAAGAUGUCCAGCCUCUUGAGUAUGCGCCUUGGGGUUUCACAGGCGUGUUUGCGAAGGAGAAUGGAGGCGGGUUCCUGGACGAGAUAUAUCCCAAGCCAGCAAAAGCAAUCUGGGAUUUCGAAGGCAUCCACUGCUCCACACGCCACAUUCCCGGCGUAAAGUUCGCCGGUCUUAUCCACCCUGGAAUUCUAGGCUGCGCACCAUCAGCAGAAGUGUUGGAGACAUGGAAUACUCGUGAGGCGGAGCUCAUCUCAGCCUGUUCCCACAUGGACCGCGACGUUGCAAAGCCACCGGAGCCAAAGAACGUUCACGUCGGUACUGGCGAAGCUGCAAUCAAGGAGAAGGUGGGCAAAGAAGGAGCACGCACAAUCCCCGGCCGACCAGAGCACGGCGGCAACUGUGACAUCAAGAACCUCUCCCGUGGUAGCAAGGUCUACCUACCCGUGCACGUCGAGGGCGCUAAGUUCAGCGUUGGCGAUCUGCACUUCUCGCAGGGCGACGGCGAGAUCUCCUUCUGCGGUGCCAUCGAGAUGGCUGGCGUGAUCACCAUCAAGUUCACUGUCAUCAAGAAUGGCGUGGCCGACAUGGGUCUUAAGAGCCCAAUCUAUAUCCCCGGACCUGUGGAACCUCAGUUCGGACCUGGAAGAUACAUCUACUUCGAGGGCUUCAGCGUCGAUGAGAACGGCAAGCAGCAUUAUCUGGAUGCUACUGUUGCGUACAGGCAAACUUGUUUGAGAGUCAUUGAGUACCUGCGGCGAUACGGCUACAGCGACUAUCAGAUCUAUCUCUUGCUCUCCUGUGCCCCUGUCCAGGGCCAUAUUGCAGGCAUUGUGGAUAUCCCGAACGCUUGUACGACUCUUGGGGUGCCGAUUGAUAUUUUUGAUUUUGAUAUUAGUCCUGGGGCGCCGGUGCAGAAGAGAGAUAUGGGAAGUUGUGCGUAUGCGAGCUCCUGA